AUGUCGGACCAAGCCUUCGAUAGUGCUCUGGACCUCCUCCGACGCCUCAAUCCCAAAGACACCGCAAAGCAUGUAGACCUUCUCUGCCAGCUGGCGCCUUCGCUCACAGAAGACCUUCUCGAAUCUGUCGACGUACCGCUCGCUGUCAAGAAGUGCCGGAAAACAAAGCGAGACUUCCUCUGUUGUGACUACAAUCGGGAUGGGGACAGCUGGAGGAGUCCUUGGAGUAAUGAGUUUGAACCCCCAGUUGCAGAUGGAGAAGGAGUUGUGCCUAGCGAUAGGGUCAGGAAGAUGGAGGUGAAGGCCAACGAAGCUUUCGACGUCUAUCGUGAGCUGUACUAUGAAGGUGGCAUCUCAAGUGUAUACUUCUGGGAUAUCGAUGAUGGUUUCGCGGGCUGUGUGCUGCUCAAGAAGUCUGUCUCGCCCUCCGCUAAAGGUUCCGGUAGUUGGGACAGCAUCCACGUAUUCGAAGUCCAUGACCGAGCGCGAUCCGCACAGUAUAAACAGACGAGCACAGUAAUUCUAACACUAGGAACCGACUCAGAGAAUCUUGGGACGCUAGACCUCAGUGGAAAUAUGGUCAGACAAAUCCAGGAAGAUAGAGCUGUGGAGGAUGAUGGCGGUCAUGUCGCCAAUAUAGGGAAGAUGGUUGAAGAGAUGGAACUGAAGAUGCGGAAUUCUCUACAGGAAGUCUAUUUCGGCAAAGCCAAGGAUAUCGUUGGUGAUCUGCGAAGUAUUGCUCCGCUAAGUGAGACAAAUCGCGAUCGAGCCGCGCAUCGAGAUGUUAUAAGUAGUAUGGGACGGUGA
Pseudovirgaria hyperparasitica is the source of this 807-nucleotide messenger RNA. RefSeq names its product F-actin capping protein beta subunit. Gene Ontology annotation, biological process: actin cytoskeleton organization; cell morphogenesis; barbed-end actin filament capping. The record is from RefSeq and is a predicted model, not a curated record. The transcript is spliced from 6 exons. The coding region runs from base 1 to 807 and encodes 268 amino acids. Gene Ontology annotation, molecular function: actin filament binding. Gene Ontology annotation, cellular component: cytoplasm; F-actin capping protein complex; actin cortical patch. NCBI's taxonomy places the organism in Eukaryota, Fungi, Ascomycota, Dothideomycetes, Acrospermales, Acrospermaceae.